AUGUCUACCCAGAGUAGCACUUCACGCCAACCACGUCAGUCUCGUUUCUCGUUAUCAGCUUUGAAGUGGCUUCCUGGUGCGGCUAACACAAUAAAACAGCAGUCAAUUCCAGAAUCACAGCCACCUAUUCAACUAGCAUCUCAAACACAUUUACCAUUAUCCCCCGAUCAGAGUUACUAUCAGCAGGCUGAACCUUCAACAUCAUACACCCAAUUUCAACAACCAGCACCCCAGCAAUUAUCAGCUACUCAUACUAAAGAUGCCGUCACUGAAGUUACUUUAACGAAUUGGUACAUAAUGCGUCAUAUAUCUGAUCAAGGCAGAGUAGGUGUUGCAGUAGGUGGUUACGAAUUAGAUUUCUCGAAUAGUCGUAAAUCAGCACGUUCUAAAUUCUUCUCAAUUGAUAUACAUAAACGUACAACAGAGACAGAAUUGAUCGGUAGUCGGAACAUACGCGUCAAUUUGAUAGGUAUGCUAUCCUCGACAGGUUGUCAAGGUUUUCCAGAGAGCGUUGAUGAAUUAUUCGCUAGUGGCUUUCCAGAAAAUUGGAAAACUAUACUAGCAAGAGCAGAAGAUGAGUUCUACAUAGGUAAACUCAAGGAACGCCAUCGUACGAUACAUAGUAUGAGCAAAGUACCUGAAAAUGACAUAAGCGUUAAAAUGGAAGUUGACGACCUUGAAAUUGAUGAAAAACCAAUUGUGACACCUCAAAAGUCUCAAACCACGAAACUAAAGGAGCGGGAAGCUAGAAAGGCUCGCGAAAGGCGGCUCAGAGAGGCUAGAGAGAAGGAAGAGAAGGAAUUACAAGAAAAGGAACGGCGUGAAGCGAGAGAAAAGAAAAAGCGUGAAGCUAGGGAGAAAGAAAAGCGUGAAGCAUUAGAGAAAGAAAGACGUGAAAAACGUGAAAAACGUGAAAAAGAGAAGAGACAACAAGAGCGCGAAAAGGAGAAACAAAAGCAGAAGGAAAAAGAGAGAGUAUUGAGGAAAGAGAAAGAGAAACACAACGAGAAGGAAAAAGAAGCAAGGCGAAAGACAAUGCACGACAAACCAAGCAAACUGGCGUCUCAGAAGCUACCGGUAAGCAGCGAUGACAGCCGAGAUGAAUUAGACUUGAUACCAUCUGUCAAGGCUAAGCCUAGCAUUGAAACCCUGAAAAAGAGGAAGAGCGCACCGAUGCUCAACAAAGCAGCUAAUAAUAUACCUUCUGAGCCACAAGGUACCACACCUACACCAUUCACUGACCUCUUCACUCAGAGGAUACAUGGUAUUGACAAGCGUAAAUCAAGAGGACCAACAAACUUAUUCGAUGAGCCCAACUCGCCUUUCCGCAAACUUGCUGAAGAUCAAGGUCUCACAUUUGAGCUACCUGAGCAUGAAUCUGUCACAUUUGAAAGAAAUUACCUAAAGAGAAAGAAGCGUGACAGAGAAGAAAAAGAGAAGCUUGAAUCCGUCAAACGAAAAAAAGAGGAUGAAGAAGAGCAAAUUCGUCAAGAGAAAAUACGCCAAAGAGCUGAGCGACAGUGGUAUAAAGAAGAAGAAGCACGUCUGAAAAUGUACAACGAUCAGAAGCGACUCUUCGAAGUAGAGCAGAAGAAGAAGGAGGAACAAGAACAAGUCCGUCGUGAAGAACAAAAGAAGGAACGUCUACGCCGUGAAGAACAAGAGCAAGAGCGCCGCCUUCGUGAGGAAAAGGAACGUCUUCUCGAAAUAAGUAUGCAAGAGAAAGAAUUGGAAGAUCACAGAGAAGCUGAAGAGAGGAAUGCAACUGAAAAAGAGCGUCUAGAAGGUAUUGAUUAUGUCAAUCAAGCACAAACUCAAGAUAUGGAAAGUCACCAGUGGUGGUUGAACACCAUGGUCAAGGAGACUAAUGAGGAGAAAUUCCAGACAGACAGAAGUCCACAAAGGGAGAAAUCAACUCAGGUAGGAGAACCAAAGGGUAUUGUUCAAGAUAUAAAUCCUAAAUGUCAAAACAUUCCUCCGCUAUCUAUCAAAGAAAAAUCUCAAGAACUAGAAGAUCAGCCAAAUGAUACGCUUCAUUAUGAAAAUACAGAACAAGAAAUGCUUACCUCGCCUAUGAUCUUUAACCAGCCUGAAUUUUCCUUUGAAUCAAGAGGAACACGUGCUUUUGAACAAAACAUUAGCGUAGAACAACCCACAAAUGAAACUCCACUUCCUCCAGUUAUUCCUAUCAACUCUCACCUAUCACAAUACGAGAAGUCCUUAGAUGUAGAACCAGUUGAACUGCAGAAGCAACAAAAACUAUCAGGAGGAUACGAACAAGAGCAAGCCGAUGAAUUACAGCAAGAUUGGUCACGACAAAUGAAUGAAGAACUUCGGGAACAAAUGGACGAUUAUAGGAAUGGUCCUAUGCAGAUGUUUGAAAUAGAAGGAGGUUUGAGUACCGAUUUGCAGAAUGAUGAAGUCGUCCAAACAGUAGAAAUGAAUAGAUCACCCGUACUUAAACACCGUUUCUUGAGCUCAAAUGUGGAGGAAGAUGAUCAGGUUGCAGAUGGUCAGAUAAUGAGGGAGAAAUCGAACAGUAUAGCACACGUUGAUGAGCAACUCGCUGAUUCAACACCUGUCAACGAUGUUGCAUCCGUAAGUGAUAGUGAGGAUGACGAUACAAAUGAGAGCGCUAAUGAAAAAGCCACGAACGCACACUCUGAAGCUGGAAGUCCACAAGAUCGAUCACUACAAAAUGAAAAAGCGGGUGAGAAUUUACUUGAAAGUGCGAAGUCAAUAAUGAAGAAUUUGGCUUUUGAAACGAUUGGGGGACGCAGUUUAAGACCACGACCUAAAGCUAGAUACUCUAGAGAAAGUAAGCCAACAAUAGUUACAACACUCAAUAGCAACACAUUCCCCAGAAAAGUCAGGGUUAGACCAAUUAGACACUACAUGUCUUUUUCAGACGAGGAGUAA
Wallemia mellicola CBS 633.66 is the source of this 2919-nucleotide messenger RNA. RefSeq lists its product as hypothetical. The transcript has 2 exons. The record is from RefSeq and is a predicted model, not a curated record. Lineage: Eukaryota; Fungi; Basidiomycota; Wallemiomycetes; Wallemiales; Wallemiaceae. Bases 1 to 2919 code for a protein of 972 amino acids.